This is a messenger RNA of Homarus americanus (American lobster), 1236 nucleotides long. RefSeq lists its product as uncharacterized. Lineage: Eukaryota; Metazoa; Arthropoda; Malacostraca; Decapoda; Nephropidae. The record is from RefSeq and is a predicted model, not a curated record. Bases 94 to 1080 code for a protein of 328 amino acids. The transcript is spliced from 2 exons.
UGUUCGUGAAUUUAACCAACAUUAGUCGUCUUGGGGUCGGAGUAUAAACACCGUAAAGGGUAAACAGUCUUCAGCCGAUAAUAGCAGUAGACCAUGGCAGACCAUAAAACAGAUGAUCAUCCAGAUGGGAAUUAUCCUUGUGGGAUGAUGCCAGACAAUACUUUCCAGACUGAUGUGCUACCUUUGUUGUGUGAGAAUCCCUUGCCAGUUAUUAAUUGGCUUAAACAACAUGGACUUCUAAAACAUGAAAUGCAUUGUCAAAGUUGCCAUAAUCGGAUGAACUGGACAAAACAUUCUAGAAGUAAAGAUGGCUUUGCAUGGAAAUGCCAGACCAGAUACUGUAAGAAGUACAAAUUCACAGCUACCAUAAGAACUGGAUCUUUUUUUUCUAAAUCCCAUGUGACACUUCAGAAAUGGGUGCAUGCAAUAUAUCUGUGGAGUGAACGCGUCGGUGAAAGAACAGCAACCCGUCAUGUGAAUAUUUCUGAGAAAACAAUGAUUGAUUGCUAUAGUUUUUUUCGGGAAGUGUGCUCAAAGCAUUUUCAAGCAAAUCCAAUUCAACUCGGCGGUCUUGGGAUUAUUGUGGAAAUAGAGGAAUCUUGCUUUACUCAAAAACCAAAGCAUCAUCGUGGACAAGCACCACACACUCCUGUACCUCCUAUAUCUCCUGUAUGGGUCUUCAGUAUCACUGACACAAGCACCAAACCGACCACAGGGUACAUGGAAGUAGUCCAGUCAAGAGAUGCUGCUACUCUUCUUCCCAUUAUACAAGCAGUGAUUCAGCCAGGAUCCAUUAUUUACUGUGAUGAGUGGAGGGCAUACUGUAAUCUCCAAGAUCUCAGUGGUGACACAAACAAACCUGUUAACUCUUCAAUCAACUUUGUGGAUCCACAUUGUGGUGCUCACACUCGAACAGUUGAGUCAUAUUGGAAUAGGCAUAAAAGUCACAUCAAGACGAUGCGUGGCUGCAAAAGAGACUUUAUGAAUUCUUACUUAACAGAAUUUAUGUGGCACGAUCGUUAUUCUGAUAAUGCUUUUGAAAAUUUUUGUAAGCAUAUUGCUUUACAGUAUCCAAUGUAAUAGUGUUAUAUGAACUUAAUGUGCAUACUUUUGUAUUUUUGUAACAUUACUUUAAUGACUUAUUGUACAGUACAUGAUUAUUACAAUAUCCAAUGAAAUGUACUUUAUUGUACUGUAAUAUUUAAUGUAAAUAUUUAAUAAAAUUAUUGUGCAUUC